UCAGCACCACUCGACGCUGCUUUCCAAUCUAGACGACAUCCCAAAACCUCCCGCUUAAUGGCUACCAGAAAGGCGGCGUAUUUUCCAUCAAAUACCGGCCUUUCCUAUACAUUUUUUUAUCAUUUCAAAAUUGGUAUUCGGAUCGCAUCAAUCUGCUGCACUCGAUGAACGGGUUUUAAACCCUUUUUCGGGCUGCGCUGUGCUCCUAGCUCGAUCGCGACAUCCCGCGCAUAAUCCGCCCAACAUCGCGCUUUUGUCGUAUUUGUCGUAUCACCAACUAUCAACAUUUCCGAAUUGAGCCGUCAGAAUCGAUAAUCACCGCCCUACUACCCGCACAACGCAACAACGCACGACACCUAAUUCAACCCCAUUCCACACUCGCACUCCCGACAUCCCCGACAUCCCCGAUCUCCCCGACCCUCCUCCAACAUGCCCGACAUAGAUCCCGCGGCUCUGAGCCGCCCAUCUGUUAGCCUUUCCACCCCGACUCUUAAAUCAAUAACAGUUUCCGCGCCCUCUACCCAGAAAGUGACUAAAACUAGCCAAAUUAUCCCCGCCCGCAUUGAUCUCGAACCUCUAUAUACAGCUCUUAAAUCGGCAAUUGGGAAUGAACAAUGGAAUACAUACAAAGAAUCAACUACCCAGUUUAUACUAGGACGCUUGAAUCAGGCAGAGUAUUCCGAACGUAUCGAUCAUAUACUAUCCAAUGGCGACAAAACCCAUCUCCACAACCAGCUUCUCGCUGCUAUAUACGGAAACCUUACGAGGGAAAUGCCAGACCAAGGAGUUGCGCCCUGGGUUUCUGCGAAUGACAAACCCACCACCAACGUCGGCGCAAAGCCUGUGACCGGAGAUGCUGCCGAACGAAGACUAAAAGGAGAAGUCAUGCAACUUCCGAGUCGCGAUCGAAGACGUAUAAAGGAACUUGCUCAGAAUGACUUUGACCCCUUCGAAUCUUUGGCAGCUGUGUUUUCGGAACACCACCGAAGCAGAAUAGCCCGCGUACCGGACAUACCUCAAAGUGCCAAUGCUAAUGACUUGAACAAAAUGAACUGGGAUCUCGAGAUUCGCAAACGAUUUGCACAACCCUUGGCAGUGGAGUCGGGUGAAUUUCCGGACAUAACGAGCAUUGAAUCAAGGAUGCUUCCAAUCUGCUACGAAGCAGGACUUGUUAAUGGCCAUUCUUCGGAUGCUACACAAUUCAUGACCGUUGCCGCCGAGACCUUCAUCAAGGAAUUUCUUUCGACAGUGUUCACUAGAACGAGGAGCAAUGGGCCUGGCGAUUCUGGGAGUGCUGGAUUCGGUUCCGGGGCCAACUGGAUUCAAACCCACAAGUAUCGCCGCCAGCUAAGACGAGAAGAAGCAGCCUUCUCUAGAGGGGAGCUGUCUAGAGAUAAGAGCGGACUCCUACCCGUCGAAGCAAAAGCUGCUAGCGAACGAUCCCCGCUAAGCAUGGCUGACUUACGACUCGCUCUAGAAAUAGGUGACUGUGGCAUCAGUUCGUUCCCUAUCAUCAGGAAGUCAGUCAUAUACAACUAUAGGGAUGGCGAACUCGAGAACUACAACAACUAUACCUGGCUCCACGGCCAAAAACCCAAAGAUUUCGAAGAUUCAGCCGUUAAUGGUGCCGGUCAGCAUGGUCCUAUGAACGGCGGUGCCUACCCAGAACCAAUGGACAUAGACGAAGAGCCGAUAGUAUGGGAGGGUGCAAAUAACGAGGAUACGUCGAUGCUAGACAGUGUUUUGGACUCAUGCCUCGCAGUCCCUUAGGAAGGGGAGGAGGCCGCCAAAACAUCGUUAGCGGAAAACAUCUAGGAUGCCGUUGGCCCCUUGCGUUUUCUGCCUGCAUCAUAGGAAA
Molecule: messenger RNA, 1858 nt
Organism: Daldinia vernicosa
Lineage: Eukaryota; Fungi; Ascomycota; Sordariomycetes; Xylariales; Hypoxylaceae
Product: transcriptional regulator of RNA polII, SAGA, subunit-domain-containing protein
Exons: 4
Coding region: 430-1770 (446 amino acids)
Biological process (GO): regulation of transcription by RNA polymerase II
Cellular component (GO): SAGA complex
Molecular function (GO): transcription coactivator activity
Source: RefSeq, a predicted model, not a curated record